Messenger RNA from Melospiza melodia melodia, 5034 nucleotides. RefSeq names its product G protein-coupled receptor 156 (gene GPR156). The coding region runs from base 277 to 2583 and encodes 768 amino acids. Gene Ontology annotation, molecular function: G protein-coupled GABA receptor activity. Gene Ontology annotation, biological process: G protein-coupled receptor signaling pathway; gamma-aminobutyric acid signaling pathway. Gene Ontology annotation, cellular component: membrane; G protein-coupled receptor heterodimeric complex. The record is from RefSeq and is a predicted model, not a curated record. NCBI's taxonomy places the organism in Eukaryota, Metazoa, Chordata, Aves, Passeriformes, Passerellidae. The transcript is spliced from 11 exons.
UGAGGGGCUGCUCCGGGCCGGGCGCGCCGCUCCCGCAGCUUCCCGGAGGUACCCACAGGUUGGCACCCCGGGUACGGGCGCUGUCCCCACAGAGUGGUGUGGCUGUGCUGGGGGUGCCACCUUGCUCCGUGGGAGCCCUGGUCCUGAGCUGACUCUCCUUGCUGCAGAGGAACCCAAAGGACACUGGCUGGGGACACUCCCUGUCCUGGCUCCGGACGUGCAUCGCAUUAGUUUGGCAGGGCAAAGGUGCGGCUGGAUGACGGCUGAGGAUGUGCUAUGGAGCCGGGACUCAACUGCUCUGAGCUCUGCGAUGGCAGCUCCAGCUUUGGCAGCCAGGAGCAGCAGCAGCGGGCCCUGCAGGAGCUCUGCACUGUGACAGUGACAUCGUUUGACCACAGUAUGAAGAGCUCCCCAUCCUUCUCUGCUGGUCUCCUGGGAGUUGUGUGGACAUUCCUGACUGGAGGAGUCCUGCUAGCACUCUUCUUUUUCAUCUUCACUAUUCGCUUCAGGAAAAACAGGAUUGUGAAGAUGUCCAGCCCCAAUCUCAACAUUGUGACCCUGCUGGGCAGUGGCUUGACUUACACAAGUGCUUACCUCUUUGGGAUUCAGGAGCAGAGCCUGCCAUCUGGAGACUCAAUGGAAAAGCUAAUUCAGGUGAGGCUGUGCCUGCUGUGUGUGGGGACCUCGCUGGUGUUCGGGCCUGUGCUGGGGAAGAGCUGGAGGCUCUACAAGGUGUUCACCCAGCGGGUGCCCGACAAGCGCGUGAUUAUCAAAGACCUGCAGCUGCUGGCCAUGGUGGCAGCGCUGGUGCUGGCAGACACUGUCUUGCUCUUGACCUGGGUGUUCUCUGACCCAGUCCAGUGCUUCCGAAGCCUCAGCGUCUCCCUGCGGGCCACAGAGAAAGGCAUGACGUGCUCCGUGAGCCGGGUGCAGUCCUGUGCAUCGCUCUAUUCCGACCUUUGGCUCGUUCUCAUUUUAGGCUUUAAGAGUAUCCUCCUGCUGUAUGGGACCUACUUGGCCGGUCUGACCGACAACGUCAGCUCCUCUCCAGUGAACCAGUCCUUGACACUCAUCGUCGGGGUCAACCUGGUUUUCCUGGCUGCUGGUACCAUCUGCUUAGUUCACCGUUUCUUCCGUGCUUGGCACAAUCUGCUGUUUGGUUUUACCUCUGGAGGCAUCUUUGUGUGUACAACCACCAUCAACUGCUUCAUCUUUGUCCCACAGCUCAAGCAGUGGAAAGCCUUUGAAGAGGAAAGCCAAACCAUGAGCCACAUGGCAAAAUAUUUCACCAGCCCGAGCAGGAGCUGCCGCUCAGUGUACAGCGAGGAGCAGCUCUACCAGCUCAUAGGGGAGAAAAACUCUAUGAAGCGGCUGCUCACUGAGAAAAACGCCGUGAUCGAAAGCCUGCAGGAGCAAGUGAGCAGCGCCAAGGAGAAGCUGAUGAGGCUGAUGUCUGCAGAGAGCGGCUGUGACCCCCGUGUGCUGCCAGCAGCCGCCUGCACCUGGAGCUCAGGGCAGCCUGGGGAUGCACCAGGGGACUGCUGCCCCCCGGAUCCAGGGAGGGAUGGGUGGCAGCCCCCCUGCUUGCUGGGUACGUCACCUCCUGGCAGCAAUGCUCAGGCCCUCCAGAAAGAUGCAACCCAGGAGCCUGUUUGUACUCAGGUGCUGCUUUUUAAUGGAGGGGAUAGCAUUGAACGUGGCCUGAAAGAUCUCCAGGAGUGUGGGACACCUGCAGUGCAGGAGCAGCCUCCGGUGCAGCUGCCAGGCCAGGACAAUUCAGCUGGUGUAGCCUGGGAGUCGUCCCCUAAAAUCAGCUAUGUAAACAGCGAGAAGCUGUGGGAAGUCUUGCAAGAGUUAAGCCUGGAUGGCAAAAACCACAGCCCAGCCUUAUCUGCAGGAUCCCCACUCGGCAACCGGGGCACCUCAGGCGAGCAGGGAGAAACACGGGCGGGCCAGGAGGGCUACCCAGGCAUCCACACAGCCCUCAGCCCCUACCUGGCAAGGCUUCAACGGAGGAUCCCGUUGCCCCCUGCCUCCACACGCUUCCCUGGACACGUAUCCCCUCGUGCCAGCUGCAGGCUGAAGGAGGUGUGCAGCUGGGGCCGUGAGGAGUCAGCACAAAACUCCCUGGGAAAGGGAGGGGACACGGCUGGCAGAGAGCUCCUUCACGGCCCGGCACCAUCCCCUGCAGCCAUCCCGAGGGAGGCCAGCCUCCAGCCAGAGGGGUGGCAGGGAUGGCCCAGGGUGCCUCAGGGGUGCCAGCGUGCCUCACCGAGCAUCCCGCAGGAGCGGCGGCGGCGGCAGGGCACGCCCAGGGGCCCCGCGGAGCCCUCCCUGCGCUCGCUGUACUAUUACCCAGACUCUGACUCCAGCAGCAGCAGCAGCAGCUCUGAGGACGUGUUUCAUGGCUGCCACCGACCCUGCUGCGAGGUUUGCUUCCAGAGCCCUCGUGGCUCCCUGGACAGCAGCAGCACGGACACGGACACAGAGCCCAGUGACUGUGAGGAUCACCAGACAGAGCACCACGGCGGGCCCCAGCCUGUGGUGAAUUUCAAAGAGGAUCUGAAACCCACUUUCGUGUGACUGGGAGCACCCCUGCUCCAAAGGCAAGUGCCCUCCCAACCCCAAAACACUGCGUGUUCUCUGCAAUGCUAAAGCCACACAUCCCUCUGGGGAAUGUGCCUUGUUCUGGAAUGUGGGGAUUUGCCCCAUUCUGAUCUGCAGUGUCGGCCGUGCCUGCAGCCUGAGUUUGGCUGAGAGGGGCUUGGCAGCACUCGGGGAGGUGGCAGUGGCCUUGUCCUGGCUGCUCUGGGCAGCAGCCUGUGUCCCACGUGUAGCAGCAGUUCUGUCCAUCCUGGUGCAGCAGUGCAGAAACCGGGUCUGGGGGUGUGUGAGAGCCCAAACUUCAUCUCCUCAGAGAGCUUUCCCUGUGAGACCUGCGUGAUUUGCUCUGGCAGGGAGCAGCAUCCUGCCUCAGAAACAACCGUGGCUUCUUGCACACCUCUCCAUAUGGACCGACAGGAGACUCCUUCCCCUGAGGCUGCCCAGGCAGAGCAUCCCCCUGGCAUCACCCCAGCUGGGGAUGGGAGACGGAUGCCAAAAGCAGCUGCAGAUGGCCCUGCACUUGGGGUGUGCUGCUUCCAGGCAAAACAAGGACUUUGGAAGGGGGGGUGCACAGCAAACUUUUGGGUUUUGGUGGGGUUUUUUUUUGUAGCAUCUGAACAGGAAAAUGGAGUCCAAAGGUGAUGUCUGUGGAGGUGUCUUUGCAUUUUGUGUUCUUCAGGUGCAUCGCUGUAGGUGAGACUCAGGUCAGAGCUGAAGGGAAAGACAAGCUAGCCAUUGUAAAGGAUGAUCUGAAAAGGGGUUUCUUUUUUUACCUUGAUUUCUGGAUCUUGUGCCCUUCUGUCUAUCUUUGUAUGGAUGAUAUAGUCUGGAAUAAGGUUUGUUUAAGUUAAUAUGCUCUGUUUAAUUUUUAUCUUAGAAACACCAAGAACAGUAAAUCCAGUGUGUGUGCCUUUUUGGGAUAUUUAUCGUGGCAUUUGAGCUUAUCAUUGCUUCCACAGGAGUUCAGGAUGCUGAGACCUGAUGCCCAGUGCAAUAUAAACCUUCUGGAGAAGGGCUUGAUUAAAAAAGCAGGUGUCAAGAGGAAUCCCAGAGCUGCUUUUGAACAAAGCAUGUUAGCACUGCCCUCUCCAUUACCCAAAUGAUGGUGAAAUCCCUCACUUCUCUCUCUUCACUGGUGUCACCUUUUUUUCCCCUGUUGCCUCUGCAGUUUUCCAAGCUUGCAUGUAGGGCAAAUCAUCAAACUCAGUAAUCUUAUGAGGAACUAUAUUCCCACAGGCCCUGUUUGCUUUUAAAAUGGAAACCCCAGACAGAGUGUAAUCCUUUUUUUUUUUUUUUUUUUUUUUUUUAAUGGUCACUUUUUUGCUAAUAGAAACCAUUCUCUUUCAGUUUUGUCUGAGCACUUGUGGCUCUGGCGUGGGAGAAGUGCACUGACUGGAGAGUCCCCUGCGUGUGCAGGGCGAACCCGGGGCCGGCGGCUCCCUGCAGUGGGACUCGGGAUCUCCUCGGGAUCUCUGUGCCCGUGCCCUGCAGCCGCCUGCAGUUCUGCAGCGCUCGCAGCAGGUGCUGCUGCUGCCACGCCGGGCGUGCCGGCAAACACCAAGGACAUCCACGGCAUCGCCGCGCUGGGACAAGGGGGGGAGACAAGCACGCUCCAGGGACCCUGUUAAAUGUGGGUCAAAACCUCUCCCCACCCCCAAACGUGUUUAGAAUAACACUUUGCUCUGGGGCUGGGGAACACUGCAGCGCAGUUAAAGGAAAAGAUCAACCAUGAACCCACCGGGAAGCGGCUGAUAUAAAAAUUAACUUUAAAUCCACUAGUGAAUGCAGAAAAACUCUCCAGAGGACUUUGAACCUAGGGUUUGUUUGGAAACUCACUGCUGGAAUUUGAGGUCGUUGCUUUUCUGUGCAGUGACCAGCAGCCACCACCUGAGAACUGCAUAGCCCGUGAAUGCACCUACUCAGAAGGCCAAGAGCCCUGUGGUUUGUGUCAUAAAUAGUGUGCCCAGCAGGACCAGGCAGUGAUCAUCCCCCUGUAUUCAGCACUGCUGAGGUCACAGCUCUAAUCUUGUGUUCAGUUUUGGGCCCUUUUCUUGCUGACUGCUGUUUAGGGGAAGGGUCACGUCAGAGCCAGGAUGAGAUCUCUCUCCAUGCCUGCUUGGUGGGCCUUGGCAAGAGGCAGGAAGGUAAGGAAGCCCUGAGGCUCUUGUGCCACAACCAUCUGACAUAGCUCAGUCUGCCUCUGUUACCCCCUCAGCUUGCCACUGCUUAGGAAAUAAAAAAAUUGAUUGUGAUUCAGCUGCCAAUUAAAAAAAAAUAAUAAAAGAGAGGAAAAAAUAUGAAAAGAGCUUUGUUAGCUAUGGCAGAGAGGGAUUAUGACAGGCUCUCUGGCAUGGGAGUGCUCACCAUUGGUGUGGAGGUUUCCCCACUGCCUCCUGUUGGCAUUAGCAGCUGGGAUCUCUGGGAACUUCU